AUGGUUGAUCUCUUGAUCUCUCUUUUGGUCCUCGUUUUUCUCGGUCUUGUUCUGGUUGGAGCGCUUCUCUUCUUGCGUCGCAAGCGCCAGAGCCGUAAACAGUCCGAGCUCCCUAUACACAACGGGCAGUGCCAGCCCAAUCAUCGCCGUUACACGAUUUCGGCCUCCGCGCCAAAUGGAAAGACAGAGUCGGUUCUGGUCAUGGAUGAGAAGCGCAGCCUUAUGGAAAACUCCUCGAGCCCCCCGCCUAGCCCCGUUCCCGAGAUCCGCAUCACAUUCCCUGAAGAGGAAGACGAGGCUGGAAAGCGCAAGUCCGGCCGAGUGGUGGUAGUCCGAAUCAGCGACGCUGGCGGGGUGGGCUUGGAACCCUGCCAAGAUGAGCUUCCUCCGUAUCAGUCCAGCGAUGCGGACCGUUUCCAUUCUUUGGAUAUCGAGCGCAUGGGUGGACUCAAGGAGAAGGAAGAUUUGAAAAGCUGGUCUUAG
Molecule: messenger RNA, 483 nt
Organism: Aspergillus wentii DTO 134E9
Lineage: Eukaryota; Fungi; Ascomycota; Eurotiomycetes; Eurotiales; Aspergillaceae
Exons: 1
Coding region: 1-483 (160 amino acids)
Source: RefSeq, a predicted model, not a curated record